CCGGGAAGAGACCACUGAGGGCGGGGGGACUGGGGCUGUCCCGGGAGCGACCACUGCGGCGGGGGGGAGGCUGUCCUGGGAGAGACCACUGCGGGGCGGGGGGGGGCAGAGGGUUCCGGUAGCCGGUGCGCGGCCGCAGCUCGCGGCGGAGCCGGGAUAGCCGGGAUAGCGGGAUAACCGGGACACCCCGCGGGCCCCCAGCCGGUGCCGAUGCCGAGGAGCAGCUGACGGCGGCGGGGACGCGGAAAUGGAGCCGCGGCCGGGCCGGGCCGUGCGGGCGCUGUGCGGCCUCUUCCUCCUCCUCCUCCUCGUCCUGCAGCAUCCCGGCCGCGCCGAGCGCGCCCCCGGCUCCCACCUGGACGAGUCGGCCAUCGCAGAGUUCUGCCGCAUCGACAAGGCCCUGUGCCACGACGAGGACGAGCAGCUGAGCUUCGAGGCCGUGCGCAACAUCCACAAGCAGAUGGACGACGACGCCAACGGCAACGUGGACGUGGAGGAGAGCGACGAGUUCUUGAGGGAAGACUUGAAUUACCAUGACCCAGCAGUCAAGCACAGCACUUUCCAUGGAGAGGACAAGCUCAUCAGUGUGGAAGAUCUCUGGAAGGCCUGGAAAACAUCCGAAGAGCAGUUUCUCGCCCUGUUGUGCAGGCUGGCAGUGAACAAUGCCACCAUGAUGGGGACUGUGCUCAAGAUGACCGACCGCAGCCACCGGCAGAAGCUGCAGCUCAAGGCUCUGGACACGGUGCUCUUCGGGCCUCCUCUGUUGACCCGUCACAACCACCUCAAGGACUUCAUGCUGGUGGUGUCCAUCGUCAUCGGCGUGGGCGGCUGCUGGUUCGCCUACAUCCAGAACCGCUACUCCAAGGAGCACAUGAAGAAGAUGAUGAAGGACCUGGAGGGUCUCCACAGGGCUGAGCAGUCUCUCCAUGACCUGCAGGAGAGGCUGCAGAAGGCGCAGGAGGAGCACCGCUCCGUGGAGGUGGAGAAGGUGCACCUGGAGAAGAAGCUGCAGGACGAGAUCAGCAUUGCCAAGCAGGAGGCACACCGGCUGCGGGAGCUGCGCGAGGGCACCGAGAACGAGCUCAGCCGGCAGAAAUACGCCGAGCAGGAGCUGGAGCAGGUGCGGAUGGCGCUGAAGAACGCGGAGAAGGAGCUGGAGUCCCACUGCAGCUGGGCUGCCCCCGAGGCCCUGCAGAAGUGGCUGCAGCUGACCCACGAGGUGGAGGUGCAGUACUACAACAUCAAGAAGCAGAACGCAGAGAAGCAGCUGCUGGUGGCCAAGGAGGGGGCUGAAAAGAUCAAAAAGAAGCGAAACACCCUUUUUGGGACGUUCCACGUGGCUCACAGUUCCUCUCUGGAUGAUGUGGAUCACAAAAUCUUAACUGCAAAGUUCAGCGACCGCUCCUCGCUGUCCUCGGAGGAUCAGUCCCUCUGGAAAUACCCUGCUCCGGCCUUGCCCAGCACAGUCCGGCAGCGCCUGGUGGAGCCGCAGCACGGCCACGGAUCGCAGAGACCUCCGUGGGCUGAGCCCUCGCUCUGCCGGCGGAGCUCCGCGCGCCAGGCCGAGCCCUCACUCUCUGCCGGUGGAGCUCCGCGGGCCAGGCCGGGCCCUUGCUCUCUGUUGGCAGAGCUCCGUGGGCUGAGCCCUCGCUCUCUGCCGGCGGAGCUCCACAGGCUGAGCCGAGCCCUCACUCUCUGGCGGAGCUCUGCAGGCCGGGCCGUGCCCUCACUGUCCCCGUGUGUCGUUGCAGCUCCGGCCUUGCCCAGCACAGUCCGGCAGCGCCUGGUGGAGCCGCAGCACGGCCACGGAUCGCAGAGGUUGGUAGAGAGUCUCGUGCCGGGGCAGCCCGAGGCAGGCCCCGUGGCCCCGCUGCGGGCGGGCCGAGCGUCCCUGCGCCGAAUGCACAGCCUCACCUCCGGACAGUCCUUCAGCUCCGACCUGCCCGGCUCCAGCCCAUCGCCUGCCUCCACCUCCUCCACCUCCUGCUCCUCAUCCACCACCACCGCACCUGCUCCUGCUUGCCAUGUCCACCCUAUCUAUUACCAUCACACCACCUCUUAUUUCCUCCAGAUGGAUUCCAUCCCCGACCUGCCCCCUCCUGAUGUCACCUCUGGAGUUCGCUGUCGCACUGGGAGCUUUGGAGAUUUAACUCGCUGCGACUCCGACUCCUCCAUCCCGCACCUGAGCGACCACCAGCGUAUCCCCAGCUCGGCGCCCAAGCUGCUGGCUGCCCGGCCCACGCUGCUGACCAGGUCCAUGGAGGAGGCUGUCCCCGCGGCCCCGGGCCCCGGCGCGCCCACCCCCAACGGCGGCAGCCGGCACGGGGAGCCCUCCGCCCUGGCGGCUUUGCAGGAGCGGCUGCCCGAGAGCCCCAUGGUGAUGAAGAAGAUGAUGAUGGUGAACCACGGCAUGGAGAAGUCCUCCAGCCUGGGGGAGAUCAGCCACCCGACGGCCGGCAAGCCCAGCCACUCGGAUUCGUCGCGGUCGCACAGCCCCAGCUCCACCGACCCCGACACCCCCUCCCCCAUCUCUGACUGCCGGCCCAGCGGCGCCAGGAACACCCGCAUCCCGCAGCUGGCCGCCAAGAAGAGCCCGGGGGACGAGGACAGCAGCCUGACGGGCGACGAGGUUGACCUCGGCCAGAGCAAGAAAAAGUUCCCCCUAAAGAUCUUCAAGAAGCCCAAGAAGUAGCGGGGGACACCCCCGGACGCGUCCGCCGGGCCCGGGGCCGGCCGUGCACCGGGAGCGCAGCGCGGCCCCGGCUCCCUCCGCACCCCGAGUCACCCCAGCGCCGGCACGGGAGGAGCUAUUUAAACUUAUUUAUUUCCUCAUCUCCGAGACGAGAAGCGCGAGAAGAGCCGCCCCUGCCUCCCUCCCUCCGACCGCUGCGGUCCCGGCUUUGCUGUGCAUGGCUUCCAGUUACUCCUGCUCUGCUCAGCCACGCGGCCUUUGGGUUUGGUUUCAAUGUGGUUUUAUUUUUUUUUU
This is a messenger RNA of Pyrgilauda ruficollis (rufous-necked snowfinch), 2986 nucleotides long. It is a transcript of the gene STIM1, whose product is annotated as stromal interaction molecule 1. Gene Ontology annotation, molecular function: calcium channel regulator activity; calcium ion binding. Bases 248 to 2692 code for a protein of 814 amino acids. The transcript is spliced from 12 exons. Gene Ontology annotation, cellular component: endoplasmic reticulum; plasma membrane. The record is from RefSeq and is a predicted model, not a curated record. NCBI's taxonomy places the organism in Eukaryota, Metazoa, Chordata, Aves, Passeriformes, Passeridae. Gene Ontology annotation, biological process: intracellular calcium ion homeostasis; store-operated calcium entry; activation of store-operated calcium channel activity.